This is a messenger RNA of Tupaia belangeri chinensis (Chinese tree shrew), 3640 nucleotides long. Its product is annotated as golgin subfamily A member 2. The coding region runs from base 2351 to 3100 and encodes 249 amino acids. The record is from RefSeq and is a predicted model, not a curated record. The transcript has 2 exons. NCBI's taxonomy places the organism in Eukaryota, Metazoa, Chordata, Mammalia, Scandentia, Tupaiidae.
UUAUGACCAAUUUUUCUCUCUCUACCAUAGAGUGUAGACUGUCAGUCUAUAUUAAGUGGAGACAGAAAAUGGUAUGACCAAAUUUCUAAGAGGAGACUGGAGAAGAAGGGGCUGCGAUGUGGCCAUCACCCCUUGGUAGUGGCCCCACCCCGACCUGUCUCUGUCUUUGGCAAAUCCACAUGUCCUAUAGCACUUCCUAUUUCUGCUUGGUGAAAGGCCCCCACAAACCAAAUAAAACUCCACUUCCCAGCUCUCUCUGCACCCUCUAGUCCGUGGCAGUGAGGCGCCUUCUCUCAUGGCCCUAACCACUUGUUCUGCUCUGUGACAGGCACCCUGCACCAUCUGUGUUACCCGGUGGUAUCAGGCCCUGGGCUAGCCUUUCUAGCAUGGAGUCACCUCAGGCUUGUGCCUCUCACUCCUCUGCCCGCUACCCUGUGUACUCACCCAUCCUCCUUCCCCCGGAGACCUACUGUGGACCCUGUUUUUCUUCAGGUAGUUGGUUCCUUGCACCAAGUCCCUUUUCUGGAAUUAAGGUUGGGGAGGUCAAUCUUUCCUUGAGGUCUGGGGAGAUGACCGAAGGCUGUUGUGAAGAGCUUGACUCACCCAAGCUCUGGGUAAUUCUUACUAGACGUGGAAUGGUCACUCUUGUGAGUCUUCCCAGCAGAACUAUGAUACUGACAACGAUCUGAUCUCAUGGAGAAAACCGAGUGAGCGUCUCCUGGGGGGUUCUUUGCUUGGCUGCAAGAAUCAGGGCUGACCCAUAACCCUUGUUCCCAUCAAGCUGCCCACUCCUCUGACCUCUGUGUCUCCAUUCUUAGGACUUUGUCAUCAACCGAGAGCCUGUGAUAACUUCUUCUGCAGUUCAAUAGUCUUGUGUCUAAGGUACCCCAGAAAUCAGGGUCCUCAAGAAGGGAAAGGGAGAGGGUGAGCAAGGUCUAUUAGAAACCAAGGGAGGGAUUCUCCUGAGAAGGGAAGGUCCUGGGGCCAGCAGACCUGCGGGCUUCUGUUGAGCGAGUGGCAUCUUUGAGUCAUCUCCCUGGAAGCAGCACAGGGAAGAGGUCAGACCACGAGGUUGCUUACAGCGCUUUGACUGUGGAAAGCGCAGACUGAGAGCUGCUUAGGAGGAGAGGAUUGACAGGGAGAUAAGAACCCUGAGAAGUAGGCACAAAGGGUACAGGAGCAGGUGUCCAGGAUAGGCCAACAAGAACAAUUGGCCAGUUGCUGGGGCUGGAAGGAAGUCAGAGAGCUUAGACACAGGACAGAGCGUCUCCAUGGGCUGUCGUCUCUCCUAGUCUUCAUCCGGUGUCAAUGGAGAAGGCUUCAUCUUUUCUACUAGCAUGAAAGACUUGGAAGUAAGGUCCUGGACCAUGACCCAGUGACCCUUCAGCCCUGACCUCCACAGUGGGGGCUGGGUGUCCUCCUGCCAGCUGCCAGCCCACCUCCCCACCCUAAUGAUUGCCCACUCUCUCUCCCCUUAACCCUCUUCCAAUUCCUCCUCUCUGCAUGCACCUCAGCCGGUACCAAGAACUAGCAAUAGCCCUGGCCUCUGAGAAGGAGCUGCUGCAAAAGCAGCUGCUGCUGCAGAACCAGCUCAUAAACUGGCUGCAGCAGGAGGAAAUUCAGGGCAAGGUGGCAGCUGAUGCGGUCUGCCAGGAGCUACACGCGACCCAGGUGAGGGAGUCUCUGAGUGCUGGGCCCAAGUGGGAGGGCCUGGCAACCACUGUGCCUUCUCUCUUUCCUAACCCCUUAGGAGCACCUGGAAGCUGUUACCCAGCAGAACCAGCAGUUUCGGGCCCAGCUGAGCCUCAUAGGUCCCCCUGGGGAAGGUAAGUGAGCCCGCCCUGAGGGACAGGACAGUGCCUGAGGAGGAGGAGGAGAGGGACUUCAACACAGAAUAGCGGGGUUAGACAUGCCCUUUAGAACAACUGGUCAUUCUCCCCAGGUUCAGGGCAAGGGGGGGGCACAGAGGUGGCCCUGAGCUUCUUCCCAGGCCCACUCUACCUCCCUUGGUGGGUUGUCCGAGAACCCUCUGGCUCUCCCCAUAGGAGAAGGAUUUGUCAAGGAGGCUUCUCAGUUCAAGCAGGGCCUCCCAAAAGAAUUGGAGCGUCCAGAGGCUGUGGCGAGCCUCCCGCCUCCCUGCCCUUCUCGGUAUCCUCUCCUGCUUCUCCGCUGUGAUCCCUCUGAGCACCCUCCUCCUACCUGGUUCCCUGCCUUCUGGCAUCUCUGGACCCCCGCACCUUCCAGGGGAUGAAGAACACAACAGGUAGGCCCACCAAAGUUUCACAAGGGGGAGGGUUCCCCUAUGCAUCUCUGGGCCCUUGUGUCCUGAGUCUUGCCUCCACAUAAGCACAUGCACCUGUUGCCUGCAGCCGAAGGAACACAGGCUCUACUGCCAGCAACUGGCUCAUCUAGGAGCUCCAUCCCAGGAGGAGCCAGAGAAGGAGUCCUUGGCCUACGGGACACUCAGGGGCGACUGUGUGUGUGUGGAGAGAGCCACCAGGCCCUUCGGGGGGCCGUGGAGAAGCUGCAGGUGAGCGAGUCUCUCCUGGUAUGGGCUGGGUCACUGCUGAGACCUGACCCUGUUCCUGUAGCACCAGAACCACUUUCUGCAGUGUAUGAGGAGAACGUGGACCUGCAGGAGCAAGUGAAAGAACUAGAACACCGUUGCAUCCUGUUCUGUGGAGAAAUGAACACCACUGGUGAGCUGGCACGCCAGCGACCAUGGCUAGUGAGCCGCACAGUGGGGAAGCACCUGCGCCCUGACCUUAUUAUACUUGUCCGCGGGCCCUCCCGCCCUCCGUCUGGGCAGGAGAGUACAUUGUCUCUACAGAACCAGAGUGCAAUGCUGAAGGCGUGUCACAGAGGAGGAGGAGUACAUCAACCAGCUGGCGCAGGACAAGAUGAUGAAGGUGGAGAAAUGAACUCUGCGACCUUGGCCAAGUCAGCCUUGAGGAUCCUGUUCAGCUUGCACAAGGAGAAGCCAGGGCGGGAUGUCCUAACUGCUGCGGAGAAGCCCACAGCGCUGCUGCGGGAGCUGCAGAACCCCAGGAGCGUGCUGGCUUGGGCGGCAACCCCGCCUCCCCUUCUCCUACUGGACUGAGAACGACGAGAUGAAGACUCCGGUCUCGCGGGCUGAGCCUCAUACCACCAGGGAAAGCUCGUCCUGCCCACCCCAUCCCUGCCGUCACCGUCCUUGCCACCCCUUCCCAAUAAGUGACAACAUAGGAACCCUGUCUAAUAAGGGGACACAGACCCAUUCGGGGCUGUCUUAAUUUCUGAGUUUCCUUGCAGAAAAAAAUGUCAAAGGCUCAAAAAUUAGAGAAGGCUGCGUCUCUGGGGCAGCAGUGCCCACCCCACCCGGCAGCUUCACCGAGACUCCCGUCCCUUAGCGGAGGCACUUUGGGGAGGACAGCUGGGCAGCAUUUUCACUGGUUGCAGGGCAGGAGGGCCUUCCUCCAGUCCAGGAGAGGCCGGGUCCGGCAGGUGGUCUCCUACCGGUGUCCAGCCCCUUCCUCGAGGCCCUGUGAGCUGGGCAGCGUCUUAGUGGGCUGCGGCAGGAGGCGGUUCCUGUAGUCUAGGCGACGCCACGUCAAGGCAGGGCAGCCGGGCAACAGCUCUCAGACCCUGCCAUAGGGCAGGG